This is a messenger RNA of Nerophis lumbriciformis (worm pipefish), 1933 nucleotides long. RefSeq names its product synaptotagmin XII (gene syt12). Gene Ontology annotation, biological process: synaptic vesicle endocytosis; calcium ion-regulated exocytosis of neurotransmitter. The record is from RefSeq and is a predicted model, not a curated record. Gene Ontology annotation, molecular function: calcium-dependent phospholipid binding; calcium ion binding; clathrin binding. Gene Ontology annotation, cellular component: exocytic vesicle; plasma membrane. Lineage: Eukaryota; Metazoa; Chordata; Actinopteri; Syngnathiformes; Syngnathidae.
AUCUUCUCCUUCUUCUUCUUCUGCAGCCUCCAAGCGUUUCUCUUUCUCCUUCCUCAUCUUCCUCUUCAUCGUCCUAGCGGGAUGGAGAGCGACGCCUGAAGAGACGAGAAAGGAGAGCGCCGUGUUUGUCCACGGCUGGCUGCUGCACCAUGUCCUCGCCUCCGAGUGGGGAUAUUUCAGGCUACCAUCUGAGUGUGGUGCGUAACCCGGCGGGCUGGGAGGUGGGCAUCUACCUGUUUGGCUUUGUGGUGCUGCUGGCCGCGGCCGGCCUGAACAUCUGGAAGCUGUGGAAGUCUGGAACCUUCCCAGCGCCGUCGCCCUUCCCCAACUUUGACUACAGAUAUCUGCAGGAAAAAUACGGAACGUCCUUCUCAGAGGUCCGACAGAAGCGAGUGGCAGCCAACAACCACCGCCGCACCUCCACCACGUCCAGCCGCAAGCCCAGCCUGGCAGCGUGCGACACCCCGGACGGCCUCAGGGACCUGGGCCACCUGGAGCUGAUGGGCCGAGAGCUGGACCUGAGCAGCGUGGUCCAGCUCAACCGCUCCAUCUCCACCGACUCGCUCAGCUCCAUCUCGUCCAUCGCCAACAACUUCGGCCACGACUUCACCGUGGGCCAGCUGGAGGUCACGCUGGAGUUUGAGUCCGGUAGAUCGGCCGGCCUGCAUGGAGCGAGCGUGCUGCACAUCACCCUGCACCAGGGCAAGGACCUGCUGGAGAAGGAAGAGGGAGACUUCCCAGGGUGCUUCAUCAGGGUCUCUCUGGGGCCCGAGGAACUCAAUGUGGGCGUCACAAGGGUGCAGACAAACGCCUUCACUGUCAUCUUUGACGAGCGCUUCUCGGUGGCGGCGGACGUGUGCACCCUGGAAGAAUGCAGCCUCAGAUUCGCCGCCUUUGGCAUCGACAGCGAGGAGAGGAACAUCAGUGCGGGGGUGGCAGAACUCAAGCUGUCAGACCUUGACCUGACCGUCAGACCGUUCAAUGCCUGGCUCUACCUCCAGGAUGUCAAUAAAGCCGUGGAUGCGGUCGGAGAAAUCCUCUUGUCUCUCAGCUACUUGCCUACAGCAGAGCGUCUCACGGUGGUCGUGGCCAAGUGUAAGAACCUGCAGUGGACCGACGACAAGAACACUGCAGAUCCAUUCGUCAAAGUUUACCUCCUGCAAGACGGCCGCAAGAUAAGCAAGAAGAAGACGUCCACCAAGCGGGACGACACCAACCCCAUUUUCAACGAGGCCAUGAUCUUCUCUGUGCCCUCCCUCGUCCUGCAGGAGCUCUCCCUGAGGGUCACGGUGGCGGAGGCCUCAGACGACGGCCGAGGCGAGAACUUGGGUCAUGUGAUCAUCGGCCCGGAGGCCAGUGGCAUGGGCAUCACCCACUGGAACCAGAUGCUGGCCACCCUGAGGAAGCCCGUGUCCAUGUGGCACCCUUUGCGCAGGAUCUAGUUCCAAGUAAAUGAUCUUUGCAAAGGAACAAUGGAUUGGAUUGUUGACACGUUAGAGCGUACCUAAUAAAGUGUCUGGUGAACGCGGCGCCAGUGUGUGACCCCAAUUACGGUUACUUGUUGGCGCAUAUUAAUCAAUUCAUCCCUUAUUUUAUUUCAACAACGGUAUGAUCUGAAAAUGUCCAAAAUGACAUUUUCUAACUUUUCAGUGAACACUCCUUUAAAAAAAAAAAAAAAACUUUUCCAUUUAACAUGAUUUUAUGUCUGUUUUGUAGCUGAGAAUAUUCAUGAAAAGUACAAGUAAAACCAAUGAAAUUGAGUACAAGCAGUGUGAAGGUGACUUCUUACAAGAACACAAGUAGCUUCUUGAGAAUAAAGUCGUAACACUACGAGAAUAAAUUUGAAAUAUCACGUUAAAAAAGGGAAACUUUAGGAAAAUAAAGUCGACAAAAAAUAACAUUGAUUUGUAAAAUGUCACUAAGUAACACACUA